UCGAGGUCGAGAAGCUCCAGGUCGAGCAAUUCGAGCAAUCCGCCUACCUACGGGUACCACAACACCUUUCACACACACGCACAACUGCCUCCUCCUGUACCGCCGCCCACGUAUGCCGCCGCAAACAGCGAAAGAACACUGAGACAGCUCAAUGAGAGGGCACGAGCGGAAAGCGAGCUUUGCCCGCUUCCUGCAUACACUUGCUCAGUGGGAGUCAGUGGCGAGCUAGGAUUGAAGCAGGAGCUCUCCUCGCCUUUCCAGGUUGCGAGCAAUCGCGAAUGGCAAGAGACGUUUGUGGUUCUACAGGGCACACAAUUGAGCAUCUACCGACCCAAAUCCCCCGGUCCCUUCAGCAAAACAAAGGCAGUUGGCGCAGGACGUCUCAUCAAGAGCUUCUCCCUGCAGCAUGGCGAAAUCGGUGUCGCGGGCGACUUCAAGAAGACGAGACCCGUCCCGAAGUCGCCAUUUGCUCAUCUGAUACCUGGCUCCGCCCGCCAGAAGCUCUUUGCGACGGACCCCCAUCUCUUUGAACCCGUCCGGGAGCAUGUUCUCCGCUUGCGAUUGGAAACAGAGCAAUUCCUGCUCUGCGCUCCAUCGCAGGAAGAAAUGUUGGACUGGGUCGAGAAGCUGUGUGCGGCUGUGGACAUCAGCCCACCUCUGGAAGAUCGCAGCGAGCCUCGGUAUCGAAGCUUACCCCGGAGACAGCGCCGUCAGCGAAUGCUCGACGGAGGGCGGCUCGAAAAUCUCGACAAUUUGUUAAGCUUGGAGAGCGGGCGCAUGAUCAUUGCAGAACAGGAACGCAUCAUCCGCCGACUGUAUCCGCAUCUCGCAGGCACAGCUUCCAGUGGUGAACCCGCAAACGAAGGCUCAGGGUCCAACUGCCAAGCGGUUGCAGCCCAUGCAAGCGCUGAUCCAGAGACUGACGAUCUUGACCCCGAAGAUGCUCGCUUCCCCACGCCCCGUCGGACGACCUCCCACACCGGCGAAUCCGAAGAGCGCCCCUCCUCGAGUGCCACUGCGGAUCUAUCUACUGACCCCAAAUCCUCCCCUCCGCAUUCCCACACACCGGCACAGGCCUUACGCUAUCGGAGGCGCUGUGCCCCCGUCCUACUGGCGAACUCCCCAAGGGUCAGCGACGUCGUCUUCAGCGGAGGCAAGCGCAUGCGCAUCAACCCCCGCGAGCGCACUCUGAUCAACCUCGUCCCUCUCCCGCCGCGCUACGACGUCCACAACUUCCCCAAGCAAAAACCCCUCGCCACCAUCGCCGAAGGGGCCGCACCGAAGUUCCCAUCUGCGCCCAUCCUCGUAGAACCCCCAUCGGUGCCCGCCCGCCGCGUCACAGACGACUCGAUGACCUUCGGAUACGACUUGUCGGCUACGUCGUCGUCCGAGCAGAAUGCCUCUGGCAGCGAUGCCGACGACAUCCGAUCAGCGCUCAUGUCGUCUGAGCCGCCGUCGCCUACGCUUGCC
Messenger RNA from Westerdykella ornata, 1470 nucleotides. RefSeq lists its product as uncharacterized. The annotation marks the transcript as partial. NCBI's taxonomy places the organism in Eukaryota, Fungi, Ascomycota, Dothideomycetes, Pleosporales, Sporormiaceae. The record is from RefSeq and is a predicted model, not a curated record. The transcript has a single exon.